AUAUACUAAUGCAGCCUUCGGGUGAUCAUGUACAUGUAUUCACACACGUGUAUCUUGAGAGUAUGAGGCGGUGGGAAUAGUUUCAUUCACUCUGUGUUUAUGAGACCUCGAUAAAAGAAUCAAUAUUUACAGACAUUUUACGGAUAUAAAGCUAGGGUGUGGUCAGUGUAAUCGAUCGGUGGGUACCCCGAGGUAUAUGCACAUCGGUGUCACAGGACAAUUAACGAUCUUCGAAUGCACAUGAGAAUCACGUGAAAAAAGGUUACGAAACCAAAGAUAAGGGACUGCGAUUUACAAUACUGCAUAAUUCAAGUCUGUAGCAUACCGGUAUUUGGAUUUUGUUGACAUUUUGAACACGUGACGUGACUGCAAGAGAUAAGAGACAAUAAGACAAUCGACGGAGUGUGUAGGUAAGGUACACUGUAUAUAUAUUGCACAUGAAUUGACUCAAAUCGCGUUGAUGUACACGUGAGGGAGAUAGAGUACAUAUGAACAAAUUUGACCAGUGCAAUAUUUCAGUUCGAUUGAUGUACAUCACACAGACCUGAGUGAGAGAAAUAACCAAAACGAGGCUCGAAAGAUCUGUGAACUUUCAAAAUGACGAGUCCAGGAAGACAGUUCCUGUUAUUGCUAAAGAAGAAUUGGCUUCUACAGAAGAGAAAAGUGUGUGUAACAGUAUUUGAAAUAGUUCUACCUGUAUUAUUUGCCGUAAUUCUAGUCUGCAUUCGACUAAUUGCUAAGAACGAGACUAUCACAGAUAAAACAAUAUGGCCGCCAUUCCAGCCCAACCAAGUGUGGUUAGAGGGUACAAAAAACCGGAUUUUAUACUCACCUAACACCACAGAAGUCAAAAACCUGAUCAACACAUUCCGCAAUCAUCUACCGAAUGCAUCAUCUCUAGAUCAAGAGCAGUGGAAUGUAUUUGGAUUUGAAAGCGAAGAAGAACUUCUGAAGUAUCACGAGAACAAUCCGAAAGCUGUCCGAGCUGGAAUUUCCUUCCAAAACGCAGCUUCCGGUGUACCUAACCACGUGGAAUACACUUUGCGCGUGGCUCGGAAACAGGUGUCUGAUAGAUGGGUCACGAAAAACGUAUAUUCGUUUUUCCAGGUUACUGGUCCCCGGAAUAACGAGACCACGGGAGGCAAUCCAGAAUAUCAAGAAACAGGUUUCCUGGCUAUCCAGUACGCUGUAGACGUCGCUCUGAUCCAGCAUUUCAAUUCCUCCGCUGAAAUAAACAACUACGACUUUUACAUGAAGAAAAUGCCAUAUCCUCCAUACACCAAGGACAAUCUUACCCCCAUCCUCCAGAUGUACCUGCCUUUUUUCAUCAUUUUAGGAUUCAUUUUGUCAUCUCUCCAAACUACGAAGGCUAUAGUGUAUGAAAAGGAAAAGAAAUUAAAAGAGUCGAUGAAGCUGAUGGGGUUGAACUCCUCCAUUUACUGGGCUUCCUGGCUGUUCAAGAGUUCUAUUUACCUCGUCAUUGCCUCGGCUAUCUACAGCAUUCUGUUCUCUAUAGAAGUGUCCGACAAGGGCAAGGUACUGGCGAAGACUGAUGCCUCCCUGUUUUUCGUGUUCCUGCUGUGCUACUCCUUGUCUCUUAUCAGUUUCUGUUUCAUGGUCAGCACAUUCUUCACCAAAGCUAACUCGGGUGCUUUCGCCAGUGGAAUAGGCUACUUCUGCACAUAUGUUCCAUAUUUCUUUCUCCAAAACCGAUACGAGACGAUGUCAAGGUCGGAGAAACUCGGCGUCUGCAUUCUUAACAACAUGGCAAUGGCAUUUGGCAUAAACUCCAUCGGAUUAUACGAAGGAACAGGCUAUGGCGCUCAGUGGGAUAAUUUUGCGCAGCCUGCGACUGUGGACGACAAUUUUUCAUUGCUAGACGCCAUGUUGAUGCUGUUAGGAUCAAGCGGUAUUUACCUCUUAAUCACGUGGUAUGUAGAUGGUGUAUUUCCAGGAGAAUAUGGGGUUCCACAGCCGUGGUAUUUUCCUAUAUCGAAAAACUACUGGUGUGGCACAAAACAGGGAUUAUCUUUAUCAAGUGAUACCGGGAAUCUCGACCCCAAGUACUUUGAAAGAGACCCUAAUGCAUUAUCUGUGGGGAUUAGCAUUAAUCAUCUAAGAAAGGAGUUUGGAAGCGGAAAGAAAAAGAAAGUCGCAGUGGAGGACACAAUGCUGAACAUUUUUGAAGGUCAAAUCACAGCUCUUCUAGGUCAUAAUGGCGCUGGCAAAACAACAACUAUGUCAAUGUUGACAGGUUUUCUGCCCCCAACGUCUGGAACGGCGACUGUCAACGGUUAUGAUAUAUGUGAAGACAUUAAAAAUGUGAGGAAGGAGCUCGGCCUGUGUCCUCAGCAUAACAUUCUGUUUGAUACCCUGACUGUUGAGGAACAUCUGAGAUUCUUUGCAGAGUUAAAGGGUUGUCCAAGUAAAGAUGUCAAUCAAGAGGUGAACGAAAUGAUACACGUUCUGGGUCUGGAAGCGAAGCGGAACAAUUUCUCUAUGACCCUAUCUGGUGGCCAAAAACGAAAAUUGUCUGUGGGAAUAGCACUGAUUUCCGGGUCAAAGGUCGUUAUCCUGGAUGAACCGACAUCAGGUAUGGACCCAGCGGCUCGGCGUCAAACAUGGGAAAUUUUACAGAAAUUUAGGGAACACAGAACCAUAAUUCUCUCCACUCAUUUCAUGGACGAGGCAGAUCUUCUUGGGGACCGCAUCGCCAUUAUGGCGGAAGGUGUCGUCAAGUGCUGUGGAACAUCUUUGUUUCUGAAAAAGUUGUACGGUGCUGGAUAUCACCUUGUUAUGGUCAAGGACAAAGAGUGCGACGUCUCGUCUGUUACUAAAGUAAUCAAGCAGCACAUUCCAGCGGCUGAAAUUGAAAGUGACAUCAGCGCGGAGUUGUCUUAUAUUCUGCCUUUCAACGAAUCUCAUAAAUUCGAGGAACUUUUCAUUGAAGUUGAGAAAAGAAAGUCUGAGCUGAAAAUAUCGAGUUUUGGAACGUCUGCCACCACGAUGGAGGAGGUAUUUCUUAAGGUUGGGGAAAGCAGUCAGAGGACAGAGGAAGAAAUGCACAUCCCCUCUAAGACAUCUCAGGCUCAUGACAACCCCACUUUCAGCAGUACUAGUGAUAUAGCCAACGGUGUUACUAAUGGAACAGCAAACAAAACAAAGAAUGGUUUAGUCGAAAAUCUAAAGGUGGCGAGUGGCGAUACAUUUAUAGGAUUCAAUACUGGUCUGAAGAAAAAUACCCAAUCAACAUUAGCUCUGCAGCAGUUUUUCAGCAUGUUUGUGAAGAAAGCAACCCACACGUGGAGAAACAGAACAGUGACAUUGGUGCAGCUUCUGGUUCCUGUGAUCUUCACUAUCCUGGCCCUUACCGUGGAGAAAGCUUUACCAAAGCAAGAGGACGAACCUUCCCUAUUACUGAACUUGAAACCUUUCCCAAACAGUGUUGCGUUGUAUGCUUCAAAGUCUGUAUUUCCCGAGAGCAGAUCUAUGGCGAAUAGUUACAAAAAAUUGAUAACUUCUAAAGGUUACGGAGUUUUGGAAGAUAACCAGGUAUCCACUGAUUUUGACAACUUCAUCAUCAAUAAAAACAAGCAAGUUGGAGAAGCCAAUUUCAAACGCAAUUACAUUGUUGGAAGUGUGUUCAAUAUAGAGAGUGCAGCAAGUUCGGGUAACAUUACCUCAUAUUUCAACGGUGACCCACUACACUCAAGACCAAUAAGCUUGGCACUCACGAUGGACGCUUUACUAAAACAUUAUACCAGUGAAAACCAUUCAAUUCAGACCACUAAUUAUCCUUUCCCAAGACCAUUGAAUGACACAAGCCGUGGUCUUGGAUACGCAACCAGAGGAACCGGUUUUACCAUCGCUUUCUGUAUGUUGUUCGGGUUAGCUUUCCUGUCUACAAGUUUUAUCAUAUUCCUGAUCAAAGAAAAGAUAACUGGAGCAAAACACCUCCAAAAGGUGAGCGGUGUGAGUUCAUAUGCCUACUGGAUGUCAAACCUGACCUGGGAUCUGCUGAACUACCAGAUCCCCAUUCUUCUUAUUAUGGUGUGCUUCGCCGCUUUCCAGACUCAGGCCUACACCGGGGAUAACCGCCUUGGUUUAAUUUAUGCCAUGUUUUUCUUAUAUGGUUGGGCGUGCAUGCCAUUUGUAUAUAUAUUCUACUAUCUGUUUAAGACGCCAGCUUCGGGAAUGGUGGCUGGAAGUUUGCUCAACAUUCUCACAGGUUUAGCUACGAUAAUGGCUGUUUUCACUCUCAGAGUUCCAGACCUCGGAAUUUCCUCGGACAUAUCGGACGCGUUUGAUUGGUUGUUCACAAUAUUCCUCCCAAAUUACUGCUUGGGUCAGACUUUGAUGAACAUGUAUGUGAAUUACGAAUACAUCGACACGUGCACGAAACUGCAGUAUGAGUUCGUAUGUUCCCUUUCAAAGCCACCGAUUACAUCGUGUUGUAGAGAUAUAUGUACAGAAAAUUGCUUAAUCUUUGAAACGAAUUACCUGGCAUGGGACAUCCCCGGUGUAGGAAAAUAUUUCGUCUUCAUGGCAGCACAAGGAUUUUUUUACUUGAUCCUCGUGUUCCUAGUUGAAUUCGGCAUCAUAAAUCGCAUCCGUUACAUGAUAUUCAACCGCGGCCCCGUCUCUGUGUCAUCAGAAGCCAGCGUCAACGAUGCGAUUCCUCGUGACGACGACGUCGAAGAAGAAAAACUCCGCAUCAAUAAGACCUCCAUUGACAGUCUUCUUAAAUCAGACUCGCUCCUUUUGCGGAACCUCAGCAAGACGUACGGGGACUAUACCGCUGUGAAAGAGGUGUGCGUAGGUGUGCCCCGACAGGAGUGUUUCGGUCUAUUGGGGCAGAAUGGGGCAGGUAAAACGUCCACAUUUAAGAUGUUGACUGGUGACGAAAUAGUAACUGGUGGGAACGCAUACCUUAAUGGCUAUGACGUCAAAGCGGAUCUCAAAAUGGUACAACAAAACCUGGGGUAUUGCCCGCAGUUUGACGCCCUCAUUGAUCAGAUGACAGGACGGGAGACGCUAACAAUGUACGCCAGACUAAGAGGCAUCGAGGAAUCUCAGAUCAAAAGUGUAGUCAAUGAAUUGCUGGACACCAUGAUGCUGAGGAAGUAUGCUGACAGGCAGUGUGGAACAUACAGUGGUGGUAACAAGAGGAAGUUAAGCACAGCCAUUGCUCUCAUUGGUGAUCCUCCUUUUAUUCUUCUCGAUGAGCCAACGACAGGGAUGGACCCAGCGGCCAGACGUCAGCUCUGGAAUGUUCUCUCAGAGGUCCGCGCAAGUGGACGGACCCUCAUCCUUACUUCUCAUAGCAUGGAAGAAUGUGACGCUUUGUGCACAAAGAUAGUGAUCAUGGUCAAUGGGAGGUUUGUUUGUUUUGGAAGUCCACAACAUCUAAAGAACAAAUUUGGUCAUGGGUACACUCUCAUUGCUAGACUAGGCCUGUCUAAAGACGGUACCACGACGCCAUCAGAACCUGUUAAGAACUUUGUAAAAUCCACUUUUCCGGACAGCACGAUCUUUGACGAUCACCAAGGAUACGUGCAUUUUCAGAUUCCGGACAAUAACAUAGCCCUUGGUAGGGUCUUUGGUGAAAUGGAGCGAGCGAAAUCUCAGUUCAAUAUUGAGGACUAUUCCGUACAUCAGACGACUUUAGAACAAGUAUUUCUAAGUUUUACUAGACACCAGGAAGCACCUGCUCAGGAGGAGAAGAAAAAGUCGUGCUGUCGUUGUUUGUGUUGCAUUUGAAUUUUUGUACAACCUGUGCUUUGGUUCUGUGAAAAGUCAAUCUUUGUAUGAUUUAGGCCACCUUGAAAACCUGACGCUGUUGUUGUAUUUAUGAUUCCAAUGUUGUCAUGUCAUGUUCUAAAACAAAUAUAUGUGUACCUUUUGUUAUUAAGUAUCUACAAAUCUUAAGUUGAAUAUUGUUUUAUCUAUAUACUACUGUAGUUUCAAAAAGGCCAUAAAAAGAUGUAUUCAUAUUUCGGAAGAUUUAGAUCACUCAGUGAUUACAAACUCAAUAUUCAAUUUUACUUUGAACAAAUGUGACAGUGUGAACUGAUAUUUCUUGUCUUUCAAUGAACAAUUAAAACGUAUUACUUAGA
This is a messenger RNA of Ostrea edulis (European flat oyster), 6116 nucleotides long. RefSeq names its product phospholipid-transporting ATPase ABCA3-like. Gene Ontology annotation, molecular function: ABC-type transporter activity; lipid carrier activity; ATP hydrolysis activity. The transcript is spliced from 21 exons. Gene Ontology annotation, biological process: lipid transport; transmembrane transport. Lineage: Eukaryota; Metazoa; Mollusca; Bivalvia; Ostreida; Ostreidae. The coding region runs from base 598 to 5760 and encodes 1720 amino acids. The record is from RefSeq and is a predicted model, not a curated record. Gene Ontology annotation, cellular component: intracellular membrane-bounded organelle; membrane.